GGAGGGGUGGAGUUUAGAGGAAGCGGAAGUGUCAGCGCAAGCGGAAGUGGUACUGCCCUGAAUACCCCGAGCAGCGAAACGGAGGACAGCUUGAUACUCCCAUCGUUAACAGACACAAAUCAGGACUCGAAAUAUAUUUCAAUUUGCAUCAUGGACAAGAGUGACCUAGUGCAAAAGGCAAAGCUCGCUGAGCAGGCCGAGCGCUAUGAUGACAUGGCUGCUUCCAUGAAGGCCGUCACGGAGGGCGGCGUUGAGCUUUCCAACGAAGAGCGCAACCUGCUCUCCGUGGCUUACAAGAACGUGGUGGGCGCCCGCCGCUCGUCCUGGCGCGUGAUCUCCAGCAUCGAGCAGAAAACAGAGGGCAAUGAGAAGAAACAGCAGAUGGCACGUGAAUACCGUGAGAAGAUCGAGGCCGAGCUUCAGGAGAUCUGCAACGACGUGCUGGGUCUCCUGGAGAAGUACCUCAUUCCCAACGCUAGCCAGGCAGAGAGCAAAGUCUUCUACCUGAAAAUGAAAGGAGACUACUACAGAUACCUGUCCGAGGUGGCAUCUGGAGAAGCAAAGAAAACCACAGUGGACAACUCUCAGAAGGCUUACCAGGAUGCAUUUGAGAUCAGCAAAAGGGAAAUGCAGCCAACACACCCCAUCAGGCUGGGACUAGCACUGAACUUCUCCGUGUUUUACUAUGAAAUCCUCAACACCCCAGAGCAGGCCUGCAGUUUGGCAAAGACGGCUUUUGAUGAGGCAAUUGCUGAGCUGGACACCUUAAACGAGGACUCUUACAAAGACAGCACCCUGAUCAUGCAGUUACUAAGGGACAACCUCACUCUGUGGACAUCAGAAAACCAGGGUGAUGAGGCAGAUGCUGGCGAGGGCGAGAACUAAAGGCGUUGCACUUCACUGUUAAAUCCACCUACACUCUUUAUCUUACACAUAUACAGCCCAUAAUUCCCUGCUCCAUCCAAUCCACCUCACCUUUAUCCACCUUUCUGUAUGACGAGCAGCAUGAAUUGUACCUGACCUACAAGGUUGUGCCCCUGAAACCACGAGCGGCAGGGAAAAGUUUGGUUUUUCCAAGGCUGACUUGUCUCAAACAUGUCUGAUUGUGUAUUUUCCCCCAGACGAGGGAAAAUGGUUGAAUAGUGGAAACGAUUUCCAUCUUUUUUUUCCCUUCCGAAAAUCCCUCCUUC
Molecule: messenger RNA, 1190 nt
Organism: Sinocyclocheilus rhinocerous
Lineage: Eukaryota; Metazoa; Chordata; Actinopteri; Cypriniformes; Cyprinidae
Product: 14-3-3 protein beta/alpha-A
Exons: 6
Coding region: 151-885 (244 amino acids)
Source: RefSeq, a predicted model, not a curated record